GAUUAGAGCUGAAUAUAUUGUCAUAUGUGAUCCGUGAUAUUGACAAAGAUUUCAUUCACACCCCACAGACAAACAAAAUGGCGGUAGAUUGAUUGACGUUUUCGUGUUUCUGUGUUGGUUUUCAGAGUCAUUAUGUCAUUUCAGGGAAAGAAUAUCCCAAAAAUGGAGUUAUUCCGAACAGAUCAGUAUUACAUAUUUGUAAACGGUGAAUAUGGUUUGUGGUUGGAUCGGACAACGGGUGAAUUUGAAGCUAAACCAGCUUGGGACUUGGCAUCAGCUGUUGAUCCAGAAUGUCUAGGUGUCUUGUGUGGUAUUGUUGGUAAAAUUGAACUGCAGUCCGUUGUAGACUGCCGUUUGAUGCUCAUAAAGGAAAGUGCCUCAGUUGGAGACUUACCAGGCGGUAAAACUGUUUAUAAGAUAAAAUCGGUUACAUUUCUGCAACUUGGACCAGCAGGAGAUUCUACAGACUUGGGUCUUAAACCAUGCAGAAAACAUCAGAACAAUAAAAAGGCAGGGACCUCCGGUGGUGGUAUUUUUGAUAUACACCAAAAGGCUGCAUUUGCUAAGACUUGGGGUACCAUUAAGUCAGCUACUAACACAAUAAAAAAUACUACUCAGCAAGCAGCAGCAUUAGCAACGUCUCAGGUGAAAUUAGGAAAACGACGAGAUAGCAAAGAACGUGAAAAAUUUGAACGCCGAAUACUGGAAGAGCUGCAACGAAUUUUCACAGAAACGGACUCUUUCUAUUACUCUUUAGAUGGUGACCUUACAAACUCUCUUCAGCGACAGUGUAAUCUGAGAGAAAAGAAUAAAGAAUUUCUAAAGAACAGAGGACUCUGGAGAACUGUGGAUGACAGAUUUUUCUGGAACAAACACAUGCUGCAGGAUAUAAUAUCAUUGAAUUCUCCUCUGGCAGACCCUUGGAUAGUGCCAAUUAUUCAAGGUUUUGUACAAAUUGAACAUUGCAAGGUAGAAAUAGGAUUUGAUCCAGCGGUCAAUGAAGCCUUAGAACCCAGAUACGAGACGUUUACUCUGAGUCUCAUCUCCCGUCGCAGCCGUUUCAGAGCCGGUACUCGUUACAAGCGACGUGGGGUUGAUGAAGAUGGAAAAUGUGCCAACUAUGUUGAGACCGAGCAGAUAGUGUCUCAUCACCACCACCAAGUGUCUUUUGUGCAAGUUCGAGGUUCUGUUCCAGUGUUUUGGUCCCAGCCGGGUUAUAAGUACAGACCUCCUCCUCGUAUCGAUAAAGGGGAAACGGAGACACAGAUGGCUUUUGAAAAACACUUUGCAGAGGAAAUAGCCAUUUAUGGACCAGUAUGCAUUGUGAAUCUAGUGGAUCAAGCCGGAAAAGAGAAGAUAAUCUGGGAUGCCUACACCAACCAUAUCCUCGCAUAUAACAGCCUAGACUUAACGUAUGCUACCUUUGAUUUCCACGAAUACUGCCGAGGUAUGCAUUUUGAAAAUGUGUCGGUGCUGAUUGCCAGUCUUGUGGAUGUCAUCCGGGAUAUGAACUACUGUUGGACGGACAGUGAAGGCCAGAUAUGCAGUCAGAAAGGCAUCUUUAGGGUCAACUGUAUCGAUUGUCUUGACCGAACAAAUGUCGUGCAGACUGCAAUAGCAAAGGCUGUGAUGGAAAUUCAAUUCUCAAAACUUGGUUUGAUUCCGCCAGAAGGAAAUAUUCCUACCAGCAUUCGCAACACUUUCCAACUACUUUGGGCAAACAAUGGUGAUAUCAUCAGUAAGCAGUAUGCAGGGACCAAUGCUCUCAAGGGUGAUUACACGCGGACUGGAGAGAGAAAAUUUACAGGAUUGAUGAAAGAUGGAAUGAACUCCGCCAACAGAUAUUACUUGGGUCACUUUGUUGACUCUUAUCGCCAAGCUGGUAUCGACAUAAUGCAGGGUCAAACCGUCGAUGAUGAGGAUCUCAAGAACUGCACCAGUGAGUUACAAACUGCAGCUUCUAUAGUGCAGGCUCUGGUACCAUCAUCUCUGCCUAUGUACAUGUCAGACAUAGAAUUUGGUCUUGAGAUGAAGUUCAUCAACGCAAUGUAUCACAUGACAAGGUAUUACCUCAGUCGCUUCAAGGACACAUACAGACAAGCCACAAUUGAUAUGAUGCUAGGUAAUCCUGUGUCGGAGGAUGUGUUCAGCCAAGAGAAGGCCGAUGAUGAAGUGGAUGUUGCGGCCACCGCAGAGCACGUGAAAUUACUCAUUGAAGAUUGUAAAAAGAUGUUGAUUAGUGACACGGACAUCAUUCUGGGAGCGUGGGGACUCAUUGAUGCAGACCCUGUAUCUGGUGAUCCAACAGAGACAGAAAUUGACACAAUAUUGAUCCUUACGAGAGAUUCGUAUUAUGUUGCAGAGUAUGAUGAUCAGUUGGAUAGAGUCACAAAAUACCAGCGCAUCCUGCUACAGGAUCUGACAUUGAUUGAAUUUGGAUUUCUGGAGCACGGUGGCCCGGUAUCACUGUUCAAGCAGACGUCAAAGACGGGGAACCACUGCAUCAGGCUGAAUUAUAGAGUGGCAUCUGUUCCUGGUUAUUUUCAUGUAUUCAGAUCCACAAACCUGAGGUUCUUCAACAACAUGGCUGUCGGAAUCAAGACACACGAGGAGAUGAUCGAGUCCUUGAAAGCAAUAUGUGAAGCAUUUAUAGUUGCAAUUGAAAUAGCCCACCUUCCACCUGUAACAUUCAGACAGAAUAAGUUGGACAAGCGGAAGAGCAAGUUGUUAACUUCGGACAGUAGCAGUUUGCUGGGACCAGGAAGUUACUUGGAUGUGACCCGUCUGCCCCACAUGACUCGCAACGUGUCCGAGACCCAGCUGUCGUCGCUCAAGAACGUUGGUACGAAGGCCUUGAAUAACGUGACUCAGCAGUUUAAUAAACUGAACAAGCUUGGACACAGUUUCAACACGAAGAAGUCAAAACAGGCUGCAGAUGACGAGAAGGGCAAGAAACAAGGACCAAUUUUCACUGUCGGAGUUCCAGAUAAUGCGCCACAAGAUGCAAACUCUACAUUUUCAGUUUCAAAGCAUUCCAGUGAUGAAGAAGAAGAGGUAGCUCCUUUUGAAUACGUUCGGCAUCAUCAGACAUCGUUCUUGUCUCAACAACAGGAUCCUCUGUGUCAAACAAGAACCGAUCUCUUUGCAGAAGGGAAGUUCACCGAUUUGUUCCUACCCGAUGUUGGAAUUAUCAUGAGUACGAAGGUUAGAGGAUGAACGUUGCUGUUGGUGAAUAGCACCUCGAAGCUUGCUCAGCUGAUGAUAAAAGUAAUUAGUUUUAUAGGAUUGCGGGUAUUCGUAACAAGUCCUUGCGUUUAAUAUAUAUCUUAAUUAACGCCGAACUGUUGGUAAAACAACGUAAUAUCGCACUGUAAAAAUGUAGCCUUGGCGGGGUAAGACCCCAGAAGGUAACGAAAGUACGGGAAGUCCCCGAGUUACAAACGCACUUGACGACUUAUACUUUGUAUUUUGUACGUUGCUCAGGGUUCAGUUAUUUUUGAAUUGCAAAACAGUUUUCUUGCGAGUAAGCGGUUUUAAGAAUAAAAUUAUCAUUAAAAUUUUUGGGCUCUAUAAAAAUUUCUUAAGUAAGACUACGUAUUUUUUUUUAAACUUGGGUUGCAUCGUACCAACUUAACAACAGAAAAGUCCGUGAAUGAAGAGAACGCUAGGCAGUGCCACGUGGAUAUUUGCCGGCUUCUCGUCGUGGUUUCCCGGGUCGAUCCACAGGGUUUUGUCAUGGCCGAAGUCACACUGGGACAGAUUUUUAUACAAGUCGUUCAUUUUUAAUUCAUGCUUCAUCUGUGGGAUAGACAAUUGGACCAUUAAGCGGCCCAUCCACGUACGAGUCCGGCUCGGCUCGGGUUCCAUCGAGCCAGACUUGCUUUAGUGGCUGCAGUUCCAUCGAGACGGUCGAGACGUAGUCUCACCUCACCACCACAACAGUAAAUAUGAUAACAUUAAUAAGGAACCACUAAAUAUUUGGUGCUAUUAUUUUCGCAAAGAAACACCGCUUAAUUUAAUGAUAUAUUUAUGUUCUAUGAAUGUACGCAGGUAAAUCUGUAUAGAGUUUUAAUUUGUCUGCUGCGUUAGUUGAUGUGGGAUGCGACGUGCGUCAGUGACUGGGAUGACUUCGUUGUUCAUGUACCUGCGAAGAUAUCCAUCGAAUGUCUCGGUUUUGGCAGUGCCAGUACUUUAUAGAACACGUACAGUCUAUGCACGAUAUAUUAAACAAGUUAGUAAUUUAUGCAGCGUAGGUCAUGUUAGCGUCGCAUUAGGGAGCGUAAACCGACGUAAUAUUUCGCUGUUUGAGUUUGCAGUGGACUGUAGAGUGUAGAAGUAUGAAUGUAUGUAAGCGCGCUGGUCGUCGCGAAUUACCAGAAUUUUUUUUUUCAGCUGGUUGAAUCAGUUGUCCAACUCUAAUUAAUUAUUCAUUGUCUUAAAUAAAUUUUGUAUCUCGUAUCCUCCUCCAGUAUUUUUCUUUUUUUGUUUCAUACGGGUCGAUGGAUCAAUUUUUAUCUUUAGCGGAAUUUAGUUGGAAUUUGAACUUUUCACUUUGUAUACGAUAGAAGGUAAAGAAACAAACACGUUCUAUUAUUUUUUUGUUGUUGUAAUUUUGUCGUGCGACGUAAGUGACUUUAUAAUGAAGUUACUCAUGAACACCAAAUCAGUCAUUCAGCCCUGAUGAUGGAAGCAGUGUGUUCAUCUGAAAUGUUGACAGUGCAACAACCCACAGGAUCAUCUGUGUAUGAAAAGUAAUAGAAAGUCUGAAGGGAAGAGACCACUCACAAAUGCUAGGUGUAGAUGAGAGGAUAAUAUUAAAAUGGAUGUACAGGGUGAGGUUGCAUGGGCGCUUGUGAACGUGGUAUUUAGCCUUAGGGUUCCAUGUAAGGCGGAGUUUCUUUACAAGGUGAGUGUGCUGUCAUCUGUCCGUGAGGUUGAUGACACUCGUGCUUCUAACAGUCCACGUGGUUAAUUAAAGUAGCUAUUGCCAGUGUGGCAGGAAUUAGUUUAUGCCAAGGCGAUGUUUGAAUAGCGUAGUAAUUAGGUGCGCAUGCGCGUGUAUAUAUAUGUGCGCAUGCGCGUGUAUAUAUGUGCGCAUGCGCGUGUAUAUAUGUGUGCUUGCGCGCGUGCGUGUACUCGGCUCAAUUAGGUUCUAUUGUCUGUGGAAACUCGCAGAUAUUAUCAAAGCAAAUGUUCUAAACAAAUUUAGUACAUGAAUAAUAAUAACAAUAAUAAUAAUAAUUGUUAGAAAAUUAAUAUAAAAAAAUGACACUUCCCUUCCCUGUAACUGCACAGAUACAAUGAAACGUUUUAAUAAUAUUAUAAUAUUCAUAUUAUUUAUGAUUGUUUCAUCUCUCAGCAAUGUAAAGGACCAAGAAAUCUCACGCAAAUUUUAAAAAUAAAAAAAAAAGAUAAUAUUUUCUGUAUGCUUAUUAGUGGCGGCAAUAAUAUAAAUGUAAUAUCUGUUUAUAUACUCGUACGUAAUAAUACGAUUAAUCAUAUUUGUUUAGUACCAGAUUGAUAUUAAGUAGUAUCGUGCUUUAAACUUUUGCUGUCAUUAAAUUACAGAAUCGCUUGAAAUAUUUAUGUAACGUAAUUUAUAUCGGGUAAUAAAGUACGUAAGGUACUCGUAUAUUAAAAAUUAUAUCAGUAUUUUAAAUUUCAUUUACCAACAGAAUUUUGAAAAUUAUGUUAAUUGAUUGGUACCUACUGCUAGAAUUUAAUUAUAAUUUAAUAUUUUUUUAUCGUUCGAGUACCGAAAGAAUUUUGUUGAAUGGUGUUUACAAAUCAAUCAUUACCUGCAUUAAGAAAAUAUAUAUUUAAAUUUAAGUUUUUGUAAUUGUAUUCGUUGUAUCAUCAAACCACAUUCUACGUGCAGUAUUAUUAUUGAUUACGUUGGAAGUUCGAGAGUGUAGGAUGAGUUCGUGGAUGAAAGAAUCUAGGUGUGCGUGGUGGAAUGAUAUUAAAAUUUUGUUAAAAUAAAUAGUUUAGUAGGUUACGGAAUUUAUUUUGUGGCUCAGGAUUGAAUUCGGUGGUUCACUCCUUUGAUGAACGUUUUGAAUUCAUCAAAUGGAGGAAGUUUCUUGAGUAGCUGAGCAACUGGAAGUUUUUCAAGUACUCGUUAAAAUUAGUUAGGGAGGAAAGCAGCUUUUCAAGUUUGCAGAAGCAGUAUACCAAAAUUCAUUUCAACAAUUUUUUUUUUCGUGAAUUAUAUUCUAAUA
This is a messenger RNA of Zootermopsis nevadensis, 6221 nucleotides long. RefSeq names its product phosphatidylinositide phosphatase spermathreecae (gene sp3). Gene Ontology annotation, molecular function: phosphatidylinositol-4-phosphate phosphatase activity. Gene Ontology annotation, biological process: regulation of endocytic recycling; phosphatidylinositol dephosphorylation. Gene Ontology annotation, cellular component: early endosome; clathrin-coated endocytic vesicle. The record is from RefSeq and is a predicted model, not a curated record. NCBI's taxonomy places the organism in Eukaryota, Metazoa, Arthropoda, Insecta, Blattodea, Termopsidae.